Naegleria gruberi is the source of this 1143-nucleotide messenger RNA. RefSeq lists its product as uncharacterized. Lineage: Eukaryota; Heterolobosea; Eutetramitea; Acrasida; Naegleriidae. The transcript has a single exon. Bases 1 to 1143 code for a protein of 380 amino acids. The record is from RefSeq and is a predicted model, not a curated record.
AUGGCUCAAACUAUUGGCGGGAAAUCUGCAGCUGCUUUCACACAAACCUCCAGAACAUCAAAAUUUAGUAAAGGAACAAUUUCUUCAUUGAGUUUUAAAAUUCGAUUGUGUUGUGGGGUUUUAGAACUUGACUGCAUGCGAUUACUGUCUCUAAUUAGUUUAUUUAUUAACAUUUCAGCAUUUAUUAUUGUUGCUGGUGUAACCAUUGACAUGUUUUCGAUAACUAAUCAAUCCUAUUCGAAAGUAUUAAUUGCGAGGGGAGAUGCUUUAAAUUCAAAUGAACUAAUGAUUGAUAUUGUAAGAGUUGGAGCAUUAUCCAGAAAUAAUUCAGAGAUUGACAAGUGGUAUUCGUAUAGAGAUCAGACAAUUGAGGCAUUGAAUCGAUUUUUCAAAUAUGUUGAUCCAUCUGUCAAUACUACAAAUUUCAAUUCUGGAAGUAGAAAUGGACGAGACAUGUAUACGAUUCCAUUGAUGGAGGAAAUUAUUUCACACCUGAAAAAUCAACAAUACGAAAGUGCACUAACUUUGUAUCAGGGAUUUACUUAUCAGAAUUUAACUGCCACCUGGUUUAAACAACAAUCGGCUGUGUUUAAUUUGGUAAAAACAGAAGGAAGAGGACAAGAUGAUUUAGUUUUGAAUUCGUCUACUUCAAAUUUGGUGGUGGUUAGUGUUUGUCUUGCAAUUGUUAUUCCAAUUGUUGUUCUAAUGACUUGUUUGAAUAUUCGAAGGGAAUCAACCAUAUCCGAAACUCUUCAUAAUUCUAGAGCUAUUCAAUUAUUGGAUACAAUGAAUGAUCCAAUGUAUUCUAAAUUCUUCAAACAAGCAUGUGUUUCAGAGAAAAUGUUGGAUUCGUACAUGUUACUUUCUCAAAUUCUGGAAUUUAAUCAAAUUCAAGACGAAACUGAGCAGAGAAAUAAGGCUCAGUAUAUUUAUCAAACCUAUCUUGCAACUACAAGAAGGGUUCCAUUCAAGUUUGUAAGCAAAACACUAAUUGCCAACAUUUACAAGGAUUUACAGGAAUCAUCAUUGCCAGAAAAGGCAAUUCGAGUCAGUGUGUUUAGAGAACUUGAGGCGUGCAUUUGUGAGGAAUUAAUUCCGGUUCAUAGGAUGUUUAUGAAGACAAUUAAGGAUACUGGUAAAUAA